AUUAAUGUGGAACCAGCAAUUUGUGUAUUUAAAAACAAAGAAAAAGAGGAAAAGUGGUGGGAAAAUGCCCCAGUUCCUCAAAUAUUUUGCAGUAGCAGGCAUGACUUUUAAAGGCAACUUUAAAUUUUCAAUAGCAUAAAUAUAUUAAAUCUAGAGAUCUAGCUCCUGAAAACCUAUUGUUGAACUACUCUGAAGCUGUUCUAGUUUGUUAAUUAUUAAUUAGUCUCUUGAUACACAUUGAUUUCUGAAAUAUUCAGUUUAAGUGGAAUGGAGCCCAUCUGAAAAUGUUACACUAUGUUCUGUGUAGGCCAGAUAGUAAAAAUUUGGAAUUACACAAUGGAGUGAUUAGAUCAAGCAUUUAGAGUAUAGAGAACAUUGUACAUACUUCAAUUGCCUGUUUCAAAUGUAUUGGAAUGAGACAGUGACUGCAUUUCUAAUGGCAGAUAGAAAGGUCAGUGGGACUGGGAUAAAGUUACAAACAUUUCCUUUUCCCAGUAACUCAUAAUCUGCUUCAGUAAUUCACCAGUAGGUUUUCAUUUUACAUAAUUACAAUUUAAUAGUCAAGUUCUUUAAGAAAGAAACCUUGAAUAACAUGAGUUGUAUUACUGCUGCUGUAUCUUUAGAUCGAAAAAUAUUUUUACAGCGACUUCCUUUUUCAGUCUGACGUAGUAAUUAUCUACUGUUCCCUUUCCUCAAGGGAAUUACAUCCAUGCAAUAAAUCAGUAGUUAGGUGUUGAGUUUUCCUAAUGUUUCCAACCUUGUUCACAGAUGUGAUUGAUUAGACUUGCAAUUGGACUUCAAUGUGUGGGGAUACUACCCGUCAGCGAAUCAAAUUCAGUGAUGACAGAGUGUGCAAAAGUCAUCUUCUCAACUGCUGUCCUCAUGAUGUCCUCUCUGGAACCAGGAUGGACCUUGGAGAAUGUCUGAAGGUGCAUGAUUUGGCAUUAAGAGCAGAUUAUGAAAUCGCAUCAAAAGAACAAGACUUCUUUUUUGAGCUUGAUGCAAUGGAUCAUCUGCAGUCAUUCAUUGCUGACUGUGACAGAAGAACUGAAGUAGCAAAGAAAAGACUGGCAGAAACACAAGAAGAGAUCAGUGCUGAGGUUGCAGCCAAGGCUGAAAGAGUCCAUGAAUUGAAUGAGGAAAUUGGGAAGCUGCUUGCCAAAGUAGAACAACUUGGAGCUGAUGGAAAUGUGGAAGAAUCACAGAAAGUAAUGGAUGAAGUGGAGAAAGCGAGGGCAAAGAAAAGAGAAGCAGAGGAGGUAUACAGGAACUCCAUGCCUGCUUCCAGCUUCCAGCAGCAGAAACUUCGAGUCUGUGAAGUGUGCUCAGCUUAUCUUGGUCUCCAUGAUAAUGACAGGCGACUUGCUGAUCACUUCGGAGGAAAAUUGCACUUGGGUUUUAUUGAAAUCAGAGAGAAGCUUGAAGAACUCAGGAGAAUUGUGGCCGAUAAGCAGGAAAAACGAAAUCAGGAACGUCUAAAACGAAGAGAAGAACGGGAGAGAGAAGAAAGAGAGAAGUUAAGAAGAUCUCGAUCCCAUAGCAAGAAUCCAAAAAGGUCUAGAUCCCGAGAUCGCCGCAGGCAUCGAUCUCGUUCCUCCUCACGCGAACGCAAGAAAAGGACUCGAUCUAGGUCCCGCGAGAAACGCCACCGCCAUCGGUCACGCUCCACCAGCCGCAGCAGGAGCCGCAGUCACCAGAGGAGCAGGCAUAGCUCCAGAGAUAGGAGUAAAGAACGCAGUUCUAAAAAGAGGUCCUCUAAAGAAAGGUCUUCCAGAGAUCAAGAACGACCAAGAGACCAUAACAGAACAUCACGUGACAAAGAAAGGAGCCCCAGAGAAAAGUCACCCAGAGACCGAGACUGCAAAGAUCGGAAGCGUUCCUAUGAAAGCGCCAACGGCCGGUCAGAAGACAGAAAAAGCUCGGAGGAGCGUGAAGCGGGGGAGAUAUAACUGGCUGUACAUUCACUUGAUUCUUUAGCUUCCUAUGGAGUUGCAUACUGUGGUUUAGUUUACAAUUAUUCAAAGGGACACCAGUGAGCAGUUCCACACACUGAUCAACUCUAGGGUAGAUGAUGUACAGUGUAUAAAAAUGGUUAUAAUGAAGUCUGAAUUGACCCCUUUGAUUGAAGACAACUAAAAGCAGUGUUCUUCUGUUUUCUCCCCUCCAACAAACUUGUAAAACAUAUUUUCAAAGAUUUCACACACGCAAAAAGAAAAACAAUUUUAUGUACUAAGAUGUAGAUCUCAGUGUUUUAUUCUCCUUUUUCAAUACAAGUUAUAGUGAACAAACUAUAUUGUGCUCUUUUUGCCUUGAAUGCUUUCAGACCUUUAUAAGCUCCUCUGAUUUUGCUCCUGUCCUCUCAGCAGCAGCACCGAGUGGUUUUUAAGAGGGAGGGGGGCCCCAAGCUUUUAUUAUCCCUGUAAGUAAGAUUGUGUUCUCUGUUGCUUCUUGAGAGAGCCUCAGAUAUUUGGCAGUAUGUUUAGGUUCGGGACAUGUGCUGAAGAAUACGGAAACGUGUUUUUUUUUAACAGUGCCUCUUUAGACUUGGAAAUUGAAUAGCUAUUGCAUUUCAUCCUUUUUUAAUUUCUAUUGAAACGUUGAAAUCAAAGCCAGUCCCAUAUCUUUUGUACCAUUUGAUUGGUAUGUGUUCAGUAUACUUGUUUUUUUUCCAUAAGACUUUUCCUGCUUUUUCUUGUGGGGUGUAAACUGCACAUCCUUAACUGUACAACAACAACCAAUAAUAAUAAAGAUAAAAAAUAA
This is a messenger RNA of Anolis carolinensis (green anole), 2760 nucleotides long. RefSeq names its product LUC7 like 2, pre-mRNA splicing factor (gene luc7l2). Lineage: Eukaryota; Metazoa; Chordata; Lepidosauria; Squamata; Anolidae. The transcript has 10 exons. Gene Ontology annotation, cellular component: U1 snRNP; U2-type prespliceosome. The record is from RefSeq and is a predicted model, not a curated record. Bases 801 to 1949 code for a protein of 382 amino acids. Gene Ontology annotation, molecular function: mRNA binding. Gene Ontology annotation, biological process: mRNA splice site recognition.